This is a messenger RNA of Lolium rigidum, 1535 nucleotides long. Its product is annotated as xyloglucan galactosyltransferase KATAMARI1 homolog. Gene Ontology annotation, molecular function: glycosyltransferase activity. The record is from RefSeq and is a predicted model, not a curated record. The transcript has a single exon. Bases 1 to 1431 code for a protein of 476 amino acids. Lineage: Eukaryota; Viridiplantae; Streptophyta; Magnoliopsida; Poales; Poaceae.
AUGUCCGCCGCCGUUACACGGCCUUGGUUCCUCGUCGUCGUCGCCGCGGCGUUCUGGGCCUGCAUACUCUACGUCCGCAUCUCCGUGCACACGGUUGCACCGAGCGACGUGAGCCGCACCGGCGCUGACAGCAGUGAUCCAUGUAGGGGACGUUACGUGUAUGUGCACGAGCUCCCGCCACGAUUCAACGCCGACAUGCUCUCCGGCUGCGCCAAUCUGGAGGGCCAGUGGCCCGACAUGUGCAAGCAAGUGAGCAACGCCGGCCUCGGGGAGCCGCUGCUACACCCCGAUCAGCUCGACGGGGAGGUGCCGGGCGGCGGCGCGCUCACCAACUCCAGCGGCUGGUACGCGACGCAGCAGUUCGGGUUGGACGCCAUCUUCCACGCCCGCAUGCGGCGGUACGAGUGCCUCACCAACGACUCCUCCGCGGCGGCCGCCGUGUUCGUCCCGUUCUACGCUGGCUUCGAGUUCUCGCUGCACCAGUGGGGCUACGACGAGGCAACGCGGGACGCCGCGUCGCGCGACCUGGCGAGCUGGCUCAAGAGCCGCCCGGAGUGGCGCAGAGCGAGCGGCCGCGACCACUUCCUCGUGGCCGGGCGCACGGCGUGGGACUUCCAGCGCGACACCAUCAACAUCUCUGUGUGGGGCACCAACCUGCUCCUCCUCGACGCCGUCAAGAACAUGACCGUCCUCGUCAUCGAGUCGUCCACCUCCGUCAUGGGGGGCGGCAGCGACAUGGCCGUGCCUUACCCGACCUACUUCCACCCACGGGCAGACGCCGAUGUCCUGGACUGGCAGCGCAGGAUCAGGAGCGCCGACCGCCCGUGGCUCAUGUCCUUCGUGGGCGCGCCAAGGCCGCGCGAAUGGCAGUCCAUCAGGCCGGACAUCAUCGACCAGUGCGCCGCGUCGUCCGCCUGCCGCCAUCUGGGCUGCGCCAGCGGGGAAAAGCAGUGCCACACCCCGGGGGAGAUCAUGCGCCUCUUCCGGAGCUCCACGUUCUGCCUCCAGCCACGGGGGGACUCGGCCACGCGGCGGUCGGCAUUCGACGCCAUGGUCGCCGGCUGCGUGCCGGUCUUCUUCCACCCGCGCUCCGCGUACCUCCAGUACAAGUGGCACCUGCCCAGCGACCACACCCGCUACUCGGUGUUCAUAACGGAGGACGACGUGCGCGCGGGCAACGUGAGCAUCGAGGAGACGCUCAGGAGGAUACCGCCGGCGACGGUGCGGGAGAUGCAGGAAGAGGUCGUCAGGAUCAUGCCGGGGCUCGUGUACGCCGACCCGAGGUACACGCUCGAGACGGUGAAGGAUGCGUUCGAUCUCGCGGUGGACGGUAUGCUGAAGAAGGUGGCAGAGGCGCGGAGUGCCGAACUAUUGGGUGGUGGUGUAGCUCGGCACUCGACCUCGCAAGAUAACACAAUUUCAUCCAAGUGAUGGGUUCAUCGUCACUUGGCGUGAUGAACAAUCAGCUCGUGUAGCCCGUGGAUAACACCUGAAUGUCUGUUGUUGACUGCUGAGAUGUUUCUUAUGUGCAUGUA